Messenger RNA from Coffea arabica (coffee), 4404 nucleotides. Its product is annotated as mechanosensitive ion channel protein 10-like. Gene Ontology annotation, cellular component: plasma membrane. NCBI's taxonomy places the organism in Eukaryota, Viridiplantae, Streptophyta, Magnoliopsida, Gentianales, Rubiaceae. Gene Ontology annotation, molecular function: mechanosensitive monoatomic ion channel activity. The record is from RefSeq and is a predicted model, not a curated record. Gene Ontology annotation, biological process: detection of mechanical stimulus; transmembrane transport; monoatomic anion transport.
CUCAUUCUCGUCUUCUGAAAAAGCCGGAAUCAAUCAUCCGCGAUGAGUAUAAAAAAAGUCUUUUUUAGUGAUGCUUGAAAGACGGCUUCGAGAAAGGGCUUUUUUUUUCAGUAAAGUUCAGCCUUUCCGCUAUCAGAACAAUUCACUCCAGAUGGGCGCUGAAUACGCUUUCGCGAUAGGUAUUGGUGGAGCUUGCGUAAUGUAGUUGUAAUUAAGGCUGCAUUUCAGUCUUUCUUUUUCUUCCUGCAAAGUGAAAAAUUCUCAGAUUCUUACUCUUUCUCCUUUGGAUCGGAUUCAGCCCCAGACCUUGGUACGUUGAGGUUAAGCUUUUCCUGGGUUUCCCGAGGGUUUCCCGAGGUUAAGUAGCCGUUGGUUUCUCAGCAAAUGAAGUUGUUGCAGGUCAUCAUCUGGAAGCAUGUUGUUGCAUUUAUACCCCCUGAACUUCCUUGUGCUUAAUGAAAAAGCCCCUCCCUUGUUAAUACUACUUGUCAACCAACAUCAGGGCAAAUUUGGAACAAAUUUUUUAUCUCACUUGUACAGCUAAUUUUUUAAUGGGAAUUGAAGCUGCCUGGACUGAUUUUGCAACUUAAUGUUCCUGUUGAGGGGUGCUAUCUGCCAUUUCAGAACUUAGAGGGGAGCUCAGUGCAACUGUCAGUAGUUUCAGGGGAGGUUUCUGCAAUUUUCCCUUCAAUUAUUAACUCCGAUGAUAAUCAUCCAUGCCUUGUACACCCAUUACCAGACACAUGGGGACUUUAUAUGUUUUUCUUUCUUCCCUCUUUUUGGUUUGAAAUUAGCACCUCCGCUUUUGUUUAACCUUGUGGAUUUUCAUUUCCUUUCCUUUCCCUUCCCUUCUAAGCAUAUUGGCGCAGCCUUCUUGUGGGUGAACAUGCUAAUGCGGUCAAAGAAAUUUACUGCUCCUACUACAAAUUCGUCAUCAAGCUACUGUCGCCUUUUGUAGUUAAUUACUAUUUUACUACCAGUCCAGUGUCAUGAUCAACGGUAAUAUGUUCGACCACGUUGUCGUACCUGGUUCACCAACCUCCCCAGAUUCAAAUGUUCUUCCUGCUGUCACUAUAGAUGUCAGCUUUUCCAGUUUCCCUCGAAAAAAGAAACUGGAUUCUCUCUCUCUCUCUCUCUUCUGUGUCCCAGAGGUAGAAUGCGGUGCGGCUCAAAACCCCAACCUUUCAGAAAACCCCAGCAAGAAAUCCAUUACCCUCUAGUCUCUACCCCUAAACCGUGUUUAAACUAGAAGAAUAUUAAAGCAAGCACUGCAUUAAUCACUCGUUAGCUCACAAGUCUUCUUUUUCUGCCGAACUCCUUUUUCUUUUCCUUUCUUUUUUGUUGUUCAGCUAGCCUCAGUCUCCUUAUGCCCUUCAUACUAAUCCCUUUGAACAACAACCUGCAUCUCUGUUUCUGGCAAUGAGCUCCUGCUAAAUCUCCAUUGGUAAAGCAUAUAUCGGCGCCUGCAGAAAACAUUCUAGUGAGAUUUACAUGCUGCUGAUGAAGGAGGGCAAACAUAUGAUUAAUGUCUCAGCUAUUUGGUAAUUUCCGUGUUUGAUCUGGUAGGGGAAUAAAUGGAUGCCAAUACUAAAGCUUCUAAGCAGAGUGGGGAAAUCAGCAUGGCAGAAAACAAGAAAACAUCAGGUGAAGUGGUUGUGCUUAUCUCUGGCGAUGAAAAAGAUCCUAAGAAUCCACCUCCAGCUGCUUCACCGGUGAGAGCAUCAGUUGAUUCUCCUUCAGGUGCUCAAAGGGCCGUGCCUGUAAGUUUUUCUUCCCCUGAAGCUGCUGGGUAUAGUCCAAGCGCCAAUAAGCCUCCAAAAAUUCCCACAACUGAUACCCUCACUAGGAGAAAAUCAAUUGCCAGGUCUGUCUACUCGAAACCCAAAUCAAGAUUUGGUGAACAAUCUGUCCCUGUUGAUACUAACAUGUUUGAUGAGGAUAUUUCUAUAAUUCAAGAGCAUGCUGAACCAAGUUGCAGUUCACCUUACAGAAAUUUAUCUAAUCAGCCUUCACCUAAUGAUAAAAUGGGUUCUAGUAAUGCCAACACAUUAAAAGAGACUAUUAGGAAUGUACCAAUUACCCCCAAGACACCGUUGAUGGCAUCACCUGGUGGUUUUGGAGGAGCAGAUGAGGAUGAGGAGAUUUAUAAGAAAGUGAGUCUCCGGAACAAAUUAAGAUAUCACAGAGUGAAAGUCAAGGUUUUGAUUGAAUGGUUUGUGUUUGCCUGCAUUUUGGGAUGUUUCGUAGCUAGCUUGACUGUUCAUAAGCUGCGACAGUGGACAAUUUGGGGGCUGGAGAUUUGGAAAUGGUGUGCUCUUGUAAUGGUGACUGUUAGUGGCAUGUUAUUUACAAAGUGGCUUGUUCUUUUUGCUGUGCUGUUGAUUGAGCUGGCCUUUUUGUUGAGAAAGAAGGUAUUGUAUUUUGUGUAUGCUUUGCGGAAGAGUGUGCAGUUCUGUAUGUGGUUGAGUUUGGUUCUUCUCACUUGGGUUCUGCUAUUCAGGAGAGGCGUUGAGCGAUCUCGCCUUGCCACAAAGAUUUUGGAUUACAUUACUUGGACAAUGGUAACUUUCCUCAUAGGGGCAUUCUUGUGGCUCUUGAAGAAUCUGCUGCUAAAGAUUUUGGCAUCUUCUUUUCAUGUUAAUGCUUUCUUUGAUAGGAUUCAAGAAUCAGUCUUCCAUCAAUACAUUUUGCUAACACUAUCUGGGCCUCCAGUUAUGGAGUCGGCUCAAAUGUUUGGCAGAAAAAAUAGUACCGUCAGUCAAUUUAGCUUCAGGAGAACAAAGGCAGGGAAAGAUGGAAAGGAAAAGAAGGAAAAAGCAGUUAUUGAUAUAAAUAAGCUUCAUCAGAUGAAACGUGAAAAGGUCACAGCUUGGACCAUGAAAAUGUUAGUGGAUGUCAUAUCUAAUACAGGUCUAACAACCCUCUCUGGUACCCUUGGCGAAAGUGUUUAUGAUGGAGGAAAUGAGCAAUCCGACAAGGAAAUUACUAAUGAAGAGGAAGCAAUUGCAGCAGCCUAUCACGUUUUCAGAAAUGUAGCUCAGCCUGGUUGCAGGUACAUUGAUGAGAUGGAUCUAAGGAGAUUCAUGAUUAAAGAAGAGGUGGAUAUUGUCUUACCAAUGAUCGACGUGGCUGAGACUGGACAGAUUGACAGGAAAGCUCUGACACACUGGGUGGUAAAAGUUUAUAACGGUCGUAAAGCCUUGGCGCAUGCUUUAAAUGACACUAAAACUGCUGUGAAGCAGUUGGGCAAGCUUGUUACGGCAAUCUUAAUUAUCAUAAUAAUAAUCAUAUGGCUUCUUUUAAUGGAAAUAGCGACGACCAAAGUGCUUGUCUUUCUGUCAUCACAGCUUGUGUUGGUAGCUUUUAUGUUUGGGAAUACUUGCAAGACUAUUUUUGAAGCUAUUAUAUUUGUGUUUGUGAUGCAUCCUUUUGAUGUUGGUGAUCGCUGCGUAGUCGAUGGUGUCCAGAUGGUAGUAGAGGAGAUGAAUAUCUUAACAACUGUCUUUCUCCGCUACGACAAUGAAAAGAUAUACUAUCCAAAUUCUGUUUUGGCUUCCAAGCCAAUCAGCAAUUUUUAUAGAAGCCCUGACAUGGGUGAUUCCCUUGAGUUCUCUAUUGAUUUCAAGACACCACUGGAAUUGAUAGGAACUCUAAAAGACAAAAUAAAGAAGUAUUUGGAGAAAAAUCCAUCGUAUUGGCAUCCUAAUCACAGUGUGGUGGUAAAGGAGAUUGAGAACGUGAACAAGAUAAAGAUGGCUAUUUUUUUUAACCAUACAAUGAAUUUUCAGGACUAUGGGGAGAAGAACAGGCGGAGAUCUGAAUUGGUUCUAGAGAUUAAGAGAAUUUUUGAGGAGCUAAAAAUCAAAUAUGACCUGCUUCCGCAAGAAGUUCGCCUAGUUGAAUCAAAAUCAGUAACAACUGGGAGCAGCAGAUGAACUUAUCAUCUUUGUCAAAAAUCAGUUUGUCUCUGACCUGUUGGAAGGGAGCAUUACUAGAUGCUGGAUGACUUAUAGGUGACACUUCCUGGGUAAACAGCAGUUCACUCUCAUGCAUUUCUGCUAGGGGCUGAUUAUACUUUCAUGUUCUUCAUUAUGUUGCAGAUACCUGUGGUUGAAGAAAUGAGAAGCUUACUUUCUUGCUGUUAGUGGUCUUCAGUUAAGCUAAAAGCAAUGUCGGAAGAGUUACUAAAUUUUGAGGGAUUAAUGGCUUACCUGAAACUCUUAAGACAUUUCUACUGGCACAUUUAUGUGACUAAAUGGGAGGAGUAGAAUUGUAUUCCGAAACUAAUCUAUUGUUAGUAGCCUGCUAUUGUAGUAGAAUGAUCUCAUAUAAAGCUUCUUGUGGAACCACGAUUGGAAACUCCAUGUUAUACAUGUUCCUAACUCAGAAUGCUUCUAGUUUUAA